Molecule: messenger RNA, 420 nt
Organism: Racocetra fulgida
Lineage: Eukaryota; Fungi; Glomeromycota; Glomeromycetes; Diversisporales; Gigasporaceae
Source: the annotation of a GenBank genome assembly
AUGACUCGUGACGAAAUUCAUCGCCAGUUUGAAGAUGUUAUCAUAGAUAAACAUAAGUUAAAUGGGUUGACUUGUGAAGAGGAUAAACACUCUCAGAUAGAACUUGAUUCCAAUAAACUCGUAAUUGAUUUACAAGUAGUCCAGGAUCCAAGGCCUAAAUCCGAACAAUUAUUAGAUUGUUUAGUGUCCGCUAUAUCAACAUUAGACCCGAUAUCAUCUGCAGCAUUACCUGCAGAUCCGCCUCCCGUAGCAGAGCGGAGUUUGCUUGUAUUACUUUUGCUUGCUUCUCAAUGGAAAAAGUCCGGCCAAGACAAAAAUAAAUUUAGAGAAUCGAUCAAAUUAUUGAAGGAUGCUCAAGUAUCAGAGGAUAGUGAUAUGGCAAUAUCAUUUAGAGUUUUAUACCAACUAAUAUGCCGGUAG